GGCGCAUCUGUCACUCGACCUUCCCCGUCGACGUGCACCUUGUAGCUGGCGGCGAUGCAACCCGUUCCUGCUGAUCAUCAAGUGAGGUGCAAACGCUUCAGCAGACAAAUAUCAAUGACUAUGGCUUAGUGGCCGAUCAUUUCUCUCUGGGUUGCCGGCUCUCAUGGUCUCCGGCUUAAAAAGCGGCGGGUGGGGAGCGUACAUCCUCCAUCCAGCUGCGCUCUCAGCCCUGGCCUGCACUCUUUUCCAAAGCUCGCGACCACAUCUGCGUCAGAUAUAGCCUUCGCUCGACACGUUCAUUCCAACAUGAUCACCAAGGGCGUCGACGCCAACCAGAUCGCCACCGAAUGGCUCGCUGGUCUUGACAAAGCUGCAUCUGCUGGAGAUGUCGAGCAGUUCACACAGUGCUUCCUCCCUGACGGCUGGCUACGCGACAUCCUCUGCUUCUCAUGGGACUUCCGUUCUAUCGAGUCCCGCACCGGCAUCGCCUCCUACCUCAUUGAAACCCUCGCAGGAUCUACACGUCUCGCAGCCGUCGGCCUGCACGAUCUCACACUCGACACCUCCAGCACCCUCAAACCCUCUGCGUUCCCCAUCCCAGGCGCUGAAGGUGCAUUGGGCAUCCAAGGCGCGUUCCGUUUCACGCUGCGCGACCCUGCGGCACGGGGUCGGGGCUUUUUCCGCCUUGUGCCCUCACAAGAAGGAUACAAGGCGCUCGCUGUGUAUACGGCGAUGCACGAGCUGGUUGGGCACGAGGAACCGACGGAGCGGCCGAGGGGUAUUCCGCUGGACGCGACGAGGAUGACGACGUGGGAAGAGGACAGGGCGGCUGAGGUUCAGGCGAUCGAAGACGAUCUUACGGUCCUCAUUGUCGGCGGCGGCCAGUGCGGCUUGAUGGCCGCUGCGCGCUUCCGACGCAUGGGAAUCCAUGCGCUGAUCAUUGAAAAGACGCCUCGCGUCGGUGACGUGUGGCGAAACCGCUACCCGACGCUCUCGUUGCAUAUCCCUGCGCAUCCCAGCUCGUUCCUUUACCAGUCCUACCCCAAGAACUUUCCCGAGUAUAUCGGCCGCACGAAGCUCGCCGAUUUUAUGGAGUCCUACGCAAUUCAGCAGGAGAUCACCAUCUGGACGUCUUCAAUCAUACAGUCCAACACUGUCCCUGUCUUUGACCCCGAGAUGAAGCGCUGGACCGUGGUGGUCAAUCGCGCGGGUAAUAAUGUCACGUUGAACCCGAAGCACCUCAUCCUGGCCAUGGGUAGUGGCAAGCCGCAUAUCAUCCGGCUCCCCGGCCAGGAGAAGUUCAAGGGUGAAGUAUAUCAUUCCGACUUCCACCUGGGCGCAAAGAAGUACAGAGGAAAGAAGGCUGUAGUCAUUGGCGCUGGCAACGCCUGUGCCGACAUGUGUCAAGACUUCGUCUCCAAUGGUGCAGCGUCUACGACGCUCGUGCAGCGCUCCGCAACGUGUCUCACCUCACUCAAGACGUCUACUGCACAGAUAACGGGAAACUACCCUGAGGGAUGCGACCUCGUUGACGCAGACCUGUUCGCGAACUCGCUUCCGCCACGUCUCGCCGUCAAAUUGAGCGCGGCGCGCAUCGGCGAAGUCAAGAAGGCGGACGCGGAGCUGCAUCAGGGUCUGCGGGACAAGGGAUUCGAGCUGACGUGGAAACACAAGGGCGUCGAGGCGGGUACCCUCCUCUUCAUAUAUGAGAAGUUUGCUGGGAGCACGUUACUUGACACCGGUAUCGGCAAUCUUAUUGUUGAUGGACAUGUCAGCGUUAAACAGGGCGUCGAACCCUCGCACUUUGAGGAGAAUGCCAUCGUGUUCAACGACGGGUCCAAGCUAGAUGCAGACGUCGUCGUGCUCUGCACCGGCAACCAGCCGAUCAUGUCGAACAUCGAAGCACUGAUGGGCCCCGAGAUUUCUGCCAAGAUCGGCGCUGUAUGGGGGCUUGACGGUGCAGGAGAGCUGCGCAGGGCAUGGAGACCGACGGGCCAACAGGGCUUGUGGAUUUUUCCUGGUGGGUUCGGGCACGCGCGAUACUAUUGCCGUUUUCUCGCGCUGCAGAUCCAGGCGGAACUGUUGGGCGUCAAGGAACCGACGCCUGGGUAUCCCGUCGCGUGAACUCUUGGGAUUGUGGGGUAUGCGCCUGGGACUGGUGGUCGACGCAGAACGUUAUACCUGGACCGAGGCUGACAGGCGUCACUUGUAACCAUGUAUACCUGCUGAUUCAAUUCAUUUC
Molecule: messenger RNA, 2242 nt
Organism: Coniophora puteana RWD-64-598 SS2
Lineage: Eukaryota; Fungi; Basidiomycota; Agaricomycetes; Boletales; Coniophoraceae
Product: FAD/NAD(P)-binding domain-containing protein
Exons: 7
Coding region: 307-2124 (605 amino acids)
Molecular function (GO): flavin adenine dinucleotide binding; monooxygenase activity
Source: RefSeq, a predicted model, not a curated record